CUGACCCACAGCGCUCGUUACAAAGUCUGUCAAAGUUCUUGUGCUGAUAGAUCUCCCACAAUGGCUGGUGUGUUCGACAACCCCGUCUUCUCCUACUUCGCGUUCUAUGCCACUGUGGUUGUUAUAAAAACCAUGGCACUGAGCUUCGUCACUUCAUUUCACAGAAGAUCUACAGGGGUUUUUGCAAAUCCCGAGGACGCCGCAACUUCCCCUGGUCAAGGGAAAGUAGCAAUAAACGAAUCGGUUGAGAGGGUCCGCAGAUGCCACCUGAAUGACCUUGAGAAUGUCAUCCCCUUCGUUCUGAUUGGUCUUCUGUAUACAGCGUCUGGUCCAAGCCUCGGCUCCGCCCUCCUCCACUUCCGCAUUUUCACAGGUGCCCGGAUCUUCCACACCAUAGCCUAUCUCUUCGCCCUGCCACAACCAUCACGAGGCCUUGCUUUCUUUGUUGGAUUCCUUGCCACAGUAUCCAUGGCUUACAACGUCCUGUCUGCUGCUAAAUAUUAGCACCCUGUUAAGCUCUCAUACUGUAGGACAUAAGUCUUUGUAAGAUGGUGCGAAAUUUCAGCACAACUGAUUCUCAUAUAGACAAACAGAGAUCUAAAAUAGACAAAAGGCGCCAGCUGUAAGGCAUGUGACAGAAAGUGGACACCAUGCAGGAAAUACAAGAUAAAGAACUCAUGACAAAUCAUUUGCUGACAUGCUUUCAACAAAUAUAACAGUACAUGGACUAAUGUUUCAUCAUAAUCUUCAAAUUGUUUUAGAAACUCUUUUGCAGUACUAAAUAGUGCUUUACUGUUUUCGAACUUGCAAAAUGUUCGUCUGUUCAAUAUUAUAUUGGUUGCGAUUAUGACGAGAGAAGGACCAACUAUUCGAUACAAUGAAAAACUCGUUCACUGCAUGUCCUGGGGAAAAUGUGCUCUACAUUAAGAGGAGCACUUGUGAUUUGUCAGGUGCUUGCAAAUGUUUUAUGUAUAAUCACUUUAGCUACUUUUUCUUUUUAUUAGAUGAUGCAAGAGAUGUAAUCUUUGUUGGCUUUAUUAAACGUUUAAAUUAUA
This is a messenger RNA of Haliotis rubra (blacklip abalone), 1055 nucleotides long. Its product is annotated as microsomal glutathione S-transferase 1-like. Gene Ontology annotation, cellular component: membrane. NCBI's taxonomy places the organism in Eukaryota, Metazoa, Mollusca, Gastropoda, Lepetellida, Haliotidae. The record is from RefSeq and is a predicted model, not a curated record. The annotation marks the transcript as partial. The transcript has 3 exons.